CGGCGGCGGGCGCGCGAGUCCGGCGCCUCCUCCCGGCCGCAGCGCUAGGCAGGCAGCCGCCGCCCGGCCUCGCAGCUCUCCCCGCCUCCCGGCCCGCCCUCCGCCGGGAGUGAGCGGCGCCCCGGCCGCCGUCCGGGCGCGCGCAGCCAGAGGGCGCGACUAUGCCAAGAUGGUCCUGCAGGCGCGGAACAAGCACCGGGAGGCGGCCCCCAAGUCGCCCCAGCCGCCCCGCGCCUCGCAGUCGCCGCGGAGGGGGACGCCGGACGCCGGAGAGCCCGGGCCCGAGCGCGCGUCCCCGUCCCCCGGGCGCAAGGGCGCCGCGGGCAGGAAGGGGCCCCGUGCCGAGCCCGCCGCGCCGCCCUCCGGGGGUGGCCUCGGGGGGCGCCUGGCGGCCGGGCUGCGCGGGGCGCUGGGCCUGCGGCGCGCGGGGCGCGGACGGACCUGGACCACGCUCCUGCUAGCUGCUGUUGCCGCCGUGCUGCACUGGAGCCACAUAACACACCUCUUUGAAAAUGAUCGUCAUUUUUCUCACCUCUCAACAUUGGAAAGGGAGAUGGCUUUUCGCACUGAAAUGGGAUUGUAUUAUUCCUACUUCAAGACGAUUGUGGAAGCACCCUCGUUUUUGAACGGAGUGUGGAUGAUUAUGAAUGAUAAGCUGACUGAAUAUCCCCUUGUUAUUAAUACAUUAAAAAGGUUCAAUCUUUACCCUGAGGUCAUCUUAGCCAGCUGGUACCGAAUUUAUACCAAAAUAAUGGACUUCAUUGGCAUUCAGACCAAGAUCUGCUGGACGGUCACCAGAGGGGAAGGACUCAGUCCCAUCGAGAGCUGUGAAGGAUUGGGAGAUCCUGCUUGCUUUUAUGUUGCUGUCAUUUUUCUUUUAAAUGGACUGAUGAUGGCAUUAUUCUUCAUUUAUGGCACAUACUUAAGCGGCAGCCGGUUAGGAGGCCUGGUCACGGUGCUGUGCUUCUUCUUCAAUCACGGAGAGUGCACCCGCGUGAUGUGGACGCCGCCGCUCCGCGAGAGCUUCUCCUACCCGUUCCUCGUGCUCCAGAUGCUGCUCGUGACUCACAUUCUCAGGGCCACGAAACUCUACCGAGGAAGCUUGAUUGCUCUGUGCAUCUCCAACGUGUUCUUCAUGCUCCCGUGGCAGUUCGCUCAGUUCGUACUUCUGACUCAGAUUGCAUCAUUAUUCACAGUAUAUGUUGUGGGAUACAUUGAUAUAUGCAAAUUACGGAAGAUCAUUUAUAUACAUAUGAUUUCUCUUGCACUUUGUUUUGUUUUGAUGUUUGGAAACUCAAUGUUAUUAACUUCUUAUUAUGCUUCCUCUUUGGUGAUUAUUUGGGGUGUGCUGGCAAUGAAACCACAUUUUCUCAAAAUAAAUGUAUCUGAACUUAGUUUAUGGGUCAUCCAAGGAUGUUUUUGGUUAUUUGGAACUGUCAUACUCAAGUAUUUGACAUCUAAAAUCUUUGGCAUUGCAGAUGAUGCUCAUAUUGGCAACUUACUAACAUCAAAAUUCUUCAGCUACAAGGAUUUCGAUACUUUACUGUAUACAUGUGCAGCGGAGUUUGACUUCAUGGAGAAGGAGACUCCACUGAGGUAUACGAAGACACUGCUGCUUCCAGUGGUCCUGGUGGUGUUUGCUGCGAUCGUCAGAAAGAUCAUUAGUGACAUGUGGGGUGUCUUAACUAAACCACAGACACAUCUAAGAAACCACCAGUGUGAGCAUGGAGAGCUGGUGUACCAUGCACUGCAGCUGGUCGCGUACACAGCCCUCGGUAUUUUAAUCAUGAGACUGAAACUCUUCCUGACACCACACAUGUGUGUCAUGGCUUCCCUAAUCUGCUCGAGACAGCUGUUUGGAUGGCUCUUUUGCAAAGUACACCCGGGUGCUGUUGUUCUUGCUCUGUUAGCAGCAAUGUCGAUACAGGGUUCCGCAAAUCUGCAAACCCAGUGGAAUAUUGUAGGGGAAUUCAGCAAUUUGCCACAAGAAGAACUUAUAGAAUGGAUCAAAUAUAGUACCAAACCAGACGCGGUGUUUGCGGGCGCCAUGCCCACGAUGGCGAGUGUGAAACUCUCUGCGCUUCGGCCCGUUGUCAACCAUCCACAUUAUGAAGAUGCAGGACUGAGAGCCAGAACGAAAAUAGUGUACUCGAUGUAUAGCCGGAAAGCAGCUGAAGAAGUGAAGCGAGAGCUGGUCAAGUUACAAGUGAAUUACUACAUCCUGGAAGAGUCGUGGUGCGUGCGGAGAUCCAAGCCCGGCUGCAGCAUGCCCGAGAUUUGGGAUGUGGAGGACCCCGCCAACGCUGGGAAGCCGCCCUUGUGUAACCUCCUGGUGAAGGACUCCGAGCCGCACUUCACCACCGUGUUCCAGAACAGUGUUUACAAAGUCUUAGAAGUUAUAGGAGAAUGACCGCGGCCCGCAGAGAAGGGUCACUCAUGGUUUUAACGUUUUGCUAAUAACUCAUGCCUUGUUUUUAAGCAGAUCCCAAAAACUUUUAUAGCUAACUGUUUUCAAAUAGGACAGAGUUUUAUUUGGUCUGUUCGAAUGUCAUUCUGAUUGUAAAAGUAUGUAUACCACUAUGAAUUGGGUACUAUUUCAAUGCACCCCUUAAAAUUUGCUAUGCAAAUGAGUAUAUGCUUGUAUUUGACUUAAACAUUUGUGCUAAAAGGAGCAAUGUUUCCUGUCUACAAAAUAAAUAGGUGAUGACAAAGAUGAUAUGAAAAUAUGGUCAAUUCUGAACUCCGUGGGGGCUGAUUUCACAGUUUAAGGACCAUUAAUGCCCUUGCUUUUGCAUCUGCCUCUUGCUCUUGUCUUUGGGACAUGCCAGUGAUCAUUGGCGCUCCUCAGCCCUGCUGGUCCCUGUCAUAAGGGUAGACGGGGCUGCCAGGGGUGGUUGCUGGGUGGAAUUACCUGUUUACUUCCCUUCUCCGUGUGCUUUCAUUCUUUGUCGCUCUUGUUAAUGAAGCAUUUCCUGCCCAUUAAUAAUCCAGACUCUAAGACCGAAUGGCCAGCUCCAUUGCUGUGCCAGCCAACAGUGAGGUGUUAGCGUUUCUUCUCCCUCCUCCCUCUCCCCCAACCCAACAUUCUUUGUCAAAUCAGUGGUAUUUACUCAGUUAGUUCCUUAUCAAGUACUUAUUCUUGGUUUAAAAAUAUUUAAUGGCGAGUGUAUAUUUUCUCAUUUUUAGUAUUAUUCAAAUGUGUAUAUUUUAAUACCUUUAAACCACUUUUAAAAUUUUUCAUGUUUAAUUGUAGUUUUAAGAAAAACUAUUUUGAACAACCUCAAAUGUAAUACAUCCAGAAACUAAUGUAUAUUUCUGUAGACAUAAUUUACAGUGAAACAAUAGACUGUAGUGUGUGGUAGCUUUUCUGUUACUAUUAAGAUAUACUACAACAUGACUAAUUUUUCUGUCAGAAAGUAAAUGAAUAAUAAUAUUGAAUGGAGUUUUUAUAAUUUACUUUUAAAAUUGCCUGUCUUUAAUAAGACAAAGCCUUAAGCCUUACCACUUUGGUUCUAAAAACCAUUUCAGUGUGAGGAAUGAAUAUAUUCAGCUUUCCUCUUUAUAUUUUUCUUCCUAUUUAUUUUUAUUUUUAAAAAUUUCCAAACCUCCUUUGAGUUCCUCCUAUGAAUUUUUGUUUUCUAGAGGUUGUGUGAAAUGAGAUUUUUCAGAACAGUGAGUCCUUGUAGCUCUGAGAAACGGUUUUAAGAUUCUAAAUUCUAAGCAAACCGUGCCUCUGGCGGGCUGCACAUUGAGUCAUGCAGCGUCCUCUAACCACAGGCAGGUUAGCCUCACUGGAGUGCCCUGAGCCCCGAUUCUCAGCGAGGGUGCCGGUGCCCACCCGGGAGCCACGCAUCGCGCUUGUCUCUGCCUCCUCACAGACCCAGGACCAGCCGGGUCAGCUUAGAGCAGACCUGAGCGUGCAGCCCCAGGCCUGGGUCCCGGGAACGUCCUUCCAGCCCCCCUGCCCGCCCCCCCCCAUUCUGUCCCUGUCUUUAGGUGCUUGUCCCCCCUCCCCCCCUUUGCCAUUUGCUGGGUGACUUUUACUUCUUGGGAAGUGGCCAGGGGAGUUGUGGCUGAGGAGGAGAAUUGAUCCAGAAAAAUGGGAUGAGGGACCUGAGCCCCUGAGGAUGGGCGUGUGGGGCGGUGGAGGGAAGCGCACUCCUCCGGCUGCAGCUGUUUCCCACCCAAGUGCGGCUCUUUUGUUUAUUCAGCGGGUACAAGACUUUGAAGAAAUGGUACUUUUAAAGUUAUUCUCUGUUCCUCCCCCCUCCAGUGAUUUCCUUCCUAAUAAGUUCCCAUGUCAUGAUCGGACAUUAAAUACAGUGGCCACUGGUUCCUGUGCUGGGGAGGGUAAAGUGGUCACGUUGGUGUCAUUCCAGGUCACGUGUGUCAGUAUUUGUAACUGGGCUCCCAGCAAGCUCUGGUUCUGCUCUCGGCCGACGGUGUGGGCAGGCCUCGGUCUGCGCGGCCCGCUGUCCCAGUUACCGUCACGGUCAUGGUCAUGUCCGGGGGCAGCCGCUGCUGCAGAUUCUAAAUCUCUUUUUAUGGCAACACAGCGUAGUAGUAGGUUUCAUAAAUGUGACAAAACAGUAUUGAAGUUCAGUAUUUUACACAUUUUUUAGCAUUUAAAGAUAUUUUUGCUUUAGUGUAAGGAAGGUAAGGAUGGGCAAGGAGGCGAUAAAGACAGCUGUGCUCUGAUGGGAACAAACGAAGCCAGGGCAGUAGUUCUAGAAGCUCAGCCCCUGGCAGCGCUUGGCAGAAGCAGUGCAUGUUAGGGUGAGGCGGGUGAGGAGAGGGGAGGGUGCGUCAGGAACACGGUGAUGUGACAGAGGAGCGUUGUAUUUUUAUGACUUUUAUGCCGGUUGUUUACAUGUACUAUGUAUGUUAAAUAAAAAAGAUCAUGAAAAUACGA
Myotis daubentonii (Daubenton's bat) is the source of this 4912-nucleotide messenger RNA. RefSeq names its product dpy-19 like C-mannosyltransferase 1 (gene DPY19L1). Gene Ontology annotation, molecular function: mannosyltransferase activity. NCBI's taxonomy places the organism in Eukaryota, Metazoa, Chordata, Mammalia, Chiroptera, Vespertilionidae. Gene Ontology annotation, cellular component: nuclear inner membrane. The record is from RefSeq and is a predicted model, not a curated record.